Messenger RNA from Suillus clintonianus, 897 nucleotides. Its product is annotated as lectin 2b. The coding region runs from base 273 to 710 and encodes 145 amino acids. The record is from RefSeq and is a predicted model, not a curated record. Lineage: Eukaryota; Fungi; Basidiomycota; Agaricomycetes; Boletales; Suillaceae. The transcript has a single exon.
GUCCAGAACACCUGAUAUGAAUAUUUACGAAUGAAUGGAAGCAUGUCGAACGUGCCGCAAUACAUACUUGGCAUCACACCUCGGUUACACCAACAGCCGAGUGACUUGCUCUAACUCUCCAAGUGUACGCCGCGCACCAUGCACGGCUCGACGUAUAAAUGGCCAGUCAUGCAUCCGUUCUCCCCAGCCACCCAUCCUUACAACCAGGUUAGCAAGCAGUCUUGCGACAAUCUGCCAGUCAACCUAUCUGACAUCGUCCUCAUACAGAAACAAUGUCUUACACCAUCACAGUCCGAAUCAUCGAUGCCACCACCGGCAACCCCGGUUUCAAGCUCGUCGAGAAAACCGUGUGGCACUAUGCCAACGGGGGGACGUGGUCCAACACGGAUUCUAUCGAGACCCUCGUCAUGGGCGGCAGCGGCACUUCUGGUGCGCUCCGCUUCAUAAACGGCGCCGGGGAAGAGUUCCUCGUGACGCUAGGCAUCCACAACUACAAGAGGUGGUGCGAUAUCGUCACUGACCUCGCGCCCGGAGACACGGGCAUGAAGAUUCAGCCCGAGUACUACUCGGAUUCCAGUGCCAGGAACCAGAUGCUGUGGAAGCAGCUGGAUCACAUCCAGAAGAAGAGCGCAAAAGGAACUUCGGUGGACGUCAAGUACGUCGAGGAGGUCGGAAACUCCUUCGUCGUCCAUAUUUUCAUUUCCUGUUGAAUAUCCCGCGUACAUUCUCAUAUCGAAGGAGUCACAAGUGUAGGAAAGUUGUACGAUUAAAAUUGAAUGGACUGUGUCGAUAAGAAGUGAACUACGUAGUCGCGGAGUGAAUGUUAACAAAUACUCACAAUAACGGCAGACAUUCCCUACUAUGCCUAUAUGCUUCGGCUGGUGCCUUCUUCUGCAU